Messenger RNA from Osmia lignaria (orchard mason bee), 2108 nucleotides. Its product is annotated as putative GTP-binding protein 6. The record is from RefSeq and is a predicted model, not a curated record. Lineage: Eukaryota; Metazoa; Arthropoda; Insecta; Hymenoptera; Megachilidae. Gene Ontology annotation, molecular function: ribosome binding; GTP binding. Gene Ontology annotation, cellular component: cytoplasm.
AUUAUCGCAAAAUAUAAAGUUUAUGUGAUUAUUUAUUUAUAAUAUGUACAGAUUAUGAAAAUUAUUAUCUGGUAGCAGCUUCUAAAAGCACACUGUAAUAGUUUGAUAAGAAAUGUAUACAGUAAUACAUUCGCUGUUAUUGCAUUAAACAUAACAGUACAAUUAAAUUUAUAAUUUGUUACGAUUAUAUUUUUAAAAAGCUCAUAAUUACUAUAGUAAUAGAGAGGUUUUUUAACAUUAUGUUUAUUAAAUAAUACAUGUAAUGAAUUAUGUCUUGAGAAAGGUUAGGUAUUGAAGUUUAAAAUUUUUGUUUGUACUCUUGUAUGUAGAUAACAUUUUACGUUUAUUGCAUAUUUCAUCAUAAAUCUUAAUGGAAAUGUAAUACAACUUCGUCAAUUAUGAAUUUGUUAAUAUUAAUCACAUGAACAACAUGCUGUUAAUAAGUUUGAGGUUAUAAAAUCAUAUUGCCUAACAAUUAUUUUGCAUUUAAUUUAUAUCUAAGUAGUUAAAUAGUAUAAAGGAAUUUUAAUUAAUACAAAGAUAUUGGGUUAUACAUUAUUUUCUGUUAUAAUUAAUGAACAAUGCAGUAUCUGAAACAAAUUUUUCAUGUUAUAAACAAAUCUCAGUAUGUACUGAAGAGGAAAAAAGAAUUUAAUAUAUUAAAUGUUAUUCGGCGAUAUAAAUCUGAUUUUGAUGUAGAAUAUGAGGGAUAUGAAGAAAAUGAUGAAGAAAAAAGAACUUAUAUGGAGUUAUCUGAAAAUUGUUUAGGGUCCCUUAUCGAUGAAAAUAGAGUAUUUGUUAUACAGCCAUAUAUAAAAUGGGGUAGAGAUAAGAAAAGAAAUACAACACCUGAAUUACAAUUAGCAGAGGCAAUAGCACUGAUCAAUACUUUACCAAAUUGGAAAGUCAUUGGUGAAAAGCUUGUUCCUUUACUCAGUUUACAAAGAAAACAAUUAGUUGGUUCUGGGGCUCUUGAUACUCUGAAGAAGGAAAUCAGAAAUUGUAUACAAGUUAGAUCAAUAUUUGUUAGUACAAAUUUAUUAAAAUUUAUACAAAUUUCUGAGCUACAGAAAGCUUUUGACUUGCCAGUUUAUGACCGGUACUCUAUAGUUAUUCAUAUUUUUCGACAACAUGCACAUACUCCAGAAGCAAAGUUGCAAGUAGCCUUAGCAGAACUGCCAUAUAUAAGAAAGAAAAUGAUUGAUUUUACUACUUAUCGUAUGGGCAGGAUAAAUUUAGAUGAGAGAAGAAGAAAAAUACUUCAAGAUAGAGAAAAGAAAUUGAGAAAUGCCUUGGAAAAAUUGAAACAAUAUAGAGAAUUGAAGAAAACAAAUAGAAAUAAUUAUGGUUUUCCAAGCAUAGCUGUUGUUGGGUACACAAAUGCAGGAAAAACAUCUCUGAUAAAAGCAUUAACAGGGGAUGCACGUUUGCAACCUGAAAAUAAAUUAUUUGCUACUUUGGACACCACAGUACAUCAAGGAUUCCUAUCCAAUAAAUUAAAAGUAUUAUACGUCGAUACAAUCGGAUUUAUUCAGGAUGUACCAGAAACUUUAAUAGAACCAUUCACAGUAACGUUACGAGAUGCUAUAAAUGCAGAUAUUUUGAUACAUAUAUUUGAUAUAAGUCAUCCUGAUAUUCAAGCACAAAUUGAGCAUGUUCAGAAAACAAUAAGACCAAUGAUAGAGGAAAAUAAGGUGAUCAUUAAUGUUGCCAAUAAGUGUGACAUCAUUGAAAAGAGGAAUAUCGACGAAGAUAUUUUACCAGAAGAUACAUUCAUUGUUUCUUCUGUGAAAUCCACAGGAAUUGAUGAGUUACAGUCUAAAAUAGAGGAGGAAAUUAUGACUGCUGCUAAUUUGCUUAGGAGAAAAUUCAGGGUGAAAAUGGGUAGUCCAGAAGCAUCAUUGUUGUACAAAGAAACAGCGGUGAUGGAAUCUGAACCUGAUCCAAAAAACGUACAGUAUCUAAUAAUGGAUGUGGUUGUAACAACACCUGUAUUUUACAAAUUACAACGAAUAUUUAGACGAUGAAUUUCAUUAGCACUUAAUAAUUGAGUACUCAUCUAAUGUGAAAAGUUACAAAAUAAAAUGUUAAUUUUUGACGAAAUGAAA